AUGGAUAUGGAAACACUAACGUGGUGCGCGAUAAUGUCCAGUUGUGGUAGCUUAACAUUGGUUAUCAUAUUCAACGGUAUUCUACUCUGUUUACUAGAACAUGGACAUGCCACCACCGAGAUUGCACUGUGUGAAGAAAAAUUUGCAGCUUCACUAAAAGUUGCCAAAUUUGCGGCUCUUCCGAUAGUAGGUGUUGUAGCAUUGUCACAAAUAUGUGGCCUCUCUAUCGAACAGAUUGUUGGCGAAUAUGAUAAAGACUCGAUGGAACGCCGAGCAAUUAUCUAUGCAGUUUUUGAACAAGAUCGCGUCACGAAACAGUUUAUUGACACUUGCCCGAGAUUUUUGCAGAAUGGUUAUGAAGAAGAAUAUUUACUGUUUACUGACAAAUUAUAA
Molecule: messenger RNA, 393 nt
Organism: Acanthocheilonema viteae
Lineage: Eukaryota; Metazoa; Nematoda; Chromadorea; Rhabditida; Onchocercidae
Source: the annotation of a GenBank genome assembly